Molecule: messenger RNA, 1969 nt
Organism: Pelobates fuscus (common spadefoot toad)
Lineage: Eukaryota; Metazoa; Chordata; Amphibia; Anura; Pelobatidae
Product: CD5 antigen-like
Exons: 13
Coding region: 235-1908 (557 amino acids)
Biological process (GO): zymogen activation
Cellular component (GO): plasma membrane
Molecular function (GO): serine-type endopeptidase activity
Source: RefSeq, a predicted model, not a curated record
GAAGAGGUGAAGGUUCCCAAAGAGAGAGAUUCAAAAAGACUUUAAGACAAACUAUGACAGACGCGACCAGGAAGAGAGACAGAGAGUGCGAGGAAGGAUCACAAUAAGCAGACAGAGUAAAAUAUACGCAGAACGGAAGUGAGAAUAAAAGAAACAGAUAUUCAGCAAGAGAAGAAAACAAGAAAGAAAGGGGUGAAGGACGAUCAACUCCUCUAAAAUAGCGUCUCUGAACACAUGGCGGGAUACUCCAUCUCUUACCUAACGCUGUGGAUUUACAUUUUAAUUCCAGUAAAAACAGGUUCCUAUCCUAUCCAGUUAUUCGGAGGGGGCAGCCGCUGUCAGGGAAUAGUCCAGAUUCUGAGGAAAGACGUAUGGCUGCCUGUUUGUGACCGCUUCUGGAACAACACACUUACAGCAAUGGUGUGUAAGGAACUGAACUGUGGAAACCCUACAGGAUCUGCAGUGAACGGCGAGACAACACUUUCAGUCAACACAACCUUCCUGAGGGUGACUUGUCCCGAUACUGAUUUGUUAAAGGCCUGUAAUAUCUCCUUUGUGACAGAGGCUUAUUGUCGCAGACCGGUUGUAAUCAACUGUACAGAUCCCUUUGUUCUCCGCCUGUCUGGAGGGGGAAGUUCCUGUGCCGGGCGAGUGGAGAUUUUCCAUGAUGGUGUUUGGGGCUCUGUAUGUGAUGAUGGAUGGGACUCCCUCGACGCACACGUCACAUGUCGCCAGUUAGGCUGUGGAAAUGCUUUACAGGCACUAGGUGCAUCCCAUUAUGGACCUGGACCAUCAAAGAUACACCUGGAUGAAAUCGGCUGUACUGGAGCCGAGCUUGACCUGCGGGACUGUCCCGCCAGACACCAACAUGACUGCACAGCACUCGAGCACGCAGGUGUCAUCUGUACAAAUCAUAAAGCGGUGCGAGUGUCUGGUGGUGCAGACAAUUGUUCUGGUCGUGUUGAAGUGUUCACGGAUGGAGUGUGGGGCACAGUAUGUGAAGAUCACUGGUUUGAAGAUGAGUUUGCAAUGCUCUGCAAUACCCUGGGAUGUGGGUCUUUUGUUCGUAAAACGUGCCAUAACCACUCUCUCAGCACCUACACUAGCUUCAUCUGUAAAGACACAGCCUCACUUUGGAAUUGUUCCAUUUAUCACAAAAACCACAACAUUUGUAAAGAGUCCAAGGCCUUGGGAGUCGUCUGUAAAGGUUCUUUGGAGACAGAAACAUCAAUUCCAACAAAAACAUCAAUGAUAACAACAGCAAGAGCUGAAGCGGUGGCCAAUGACAGAUUCUCGCUCGAGGCGAUAAUAAUUUGCGGAACGCUGGCUGUGUUACUCCUGAUAUCGAUUAUCACCUUCACUCUCAUUAUUUGCCGACUAAGGCGACUGCAAAGGGUCUCAUUCCAGAUAACAUCAUUGAUCCCAACCAAUGAAAACAGAAAUUCCACUUUCAGACAGACCAAGCUACCAGUACCAGCAUCCAUCCCUGCUGUGCCAAGCAUGGCAGCGCCAUCAAAUAACGAUGACUACGAAUUCAACACUGCUCCCCCUGCACCUCUAAUCACAUUUCAAGUACCAGCAUCCAUCCCUGCCGUGCCCAGUGUGGACGAGACGUUGGAUAGUGAUGACUAUGACUUUAGCACCACACCCCCUGUGCCUCUGAUCACAGUUCAAGACUAUACGCAGAGAGAAACUGAUGUGAAUGCACAUUGUCAGCAUCAGAAGACAGAGUGGCCUCAGCAAGAAUCCUUCAGGUCUUCUCGAUCUUCUAGCACAUCCUCUGAUGAUGAGAACUGGUACGAAAACUACAGAGGAAACAAUCAAGGAAAUCUCGAUUUAAUGAAUUCUCCAAGGUCGUAUGUUUCCUCCUCAGAGUAUGAUGAUGUCAGCUCCAUCCCUUCAAGCUGAACUGCGCUGGAUCCAUUUAUCACAUUUUUCACUAUAAAGAAAACUAUAAAAUUUCACAUUG